AAAGAAGGGUCUCCUUCGUUUCGUCUUGUUUUCCGCUGGAGCUGGGAUACGCCCUACAGAGUCACUCUGUGAUUAGUUGCCACCGGCGGCGGAGACGGGCAGCGACCGUGCGCGUUACUGAGACGACGUCGUAGCCAUCGUCCGUUUCGCAAUACAAGAACCUAGAAAGUUCCCGGCGCUGAAUCGAAAACAUGGAGCAGUCCCCUCCUCCUACUUCUCAGCAAACUCAAUCUUAUGCCGCGGCGUCGUCGUCAUCCGACGAAGAGAUAGACUACAGCGUGAAGCCAGAGUUCUACGACCCGAAGCUCGACGAGAGGGAUGAAGCUUGGGUUGGGAAACAGAGGCAAGGCAACCGCCGUUCCGACGCCGUUCUGAGCUGCCCUGCCUGUUUCACCACCGUCUCCCUCCAAUCCCAGAGGCACGAAAGGUACGUGACACAGUAUAGAGCCGUAGCUGUUAUGAACUGCAAUGUCGAGAGUCAGGGCGAUCAUAUGGCAGUGGAUGGAACAGAAGAAGGAGGAGGAAGCGGUAAGCCUGCCAGCAGAGUUGGAAGCAGGGGAAGAAGCAGCGAAGGAAAUGGUUCAGCAAGUUCAGUGGACCGAGUUGGGUGCUCGGUUUGUGAUACACAGGUUGGGGUGAGGGACGAGGAGGAGGUGUACCACUUCUUCAACGUCAUCCCAAGUGAAACUUAGGGAAGACGACUACUCUUGGCCAAUUCGUUUGAACCAGAAAAACAUCAUUCUGAACAAGUUAGUUUGAGUUGUCCUCCAUGACUUUACUUGGCUCUGGAGGAAUGUUAGAUUCCCGCUGAUGAAUUACUGGUAUUGCUAAUCUGGAAACCAGCAACUGCUUCUGUGGUCAUUUUUAGAAAUGUGUUUUGAUCUUGAGCGUCUGAUUUUGCAUUUGAUUAGAUUAUUAUUUACGCAGACGUAUGUGUAAAAGAACU
Messenger RNA from Linum tenue, 946 nucleotides. The record is from the annotation of a GenBank genome assembly. NCBI's taxonomy places the organism in Eukaryota, Viridiplantae, Streptophyta, Magnoliopsida, Malpighiales, Linaceae.